AUGGCUCGGUUAAUAAUUGUGGCAGUUAUUGUCGUUGUCGUGGCGGUGGCGGCCUACGUGGUUCUGGAACCCGUACCUGACGAUGUGGGGGACAGGCCUUGGGCCGUGAAAAUGUCGUCACUCCGGAGCAAUCUGAAACCCUAUCUGAAAUGGUGGACACCGACUGGUUUAAACCAGUGGCUUGAGGAAAAGUCUGCGGGGGUGUCACGGGCAACCGAGCCGCAAGUACCGUACAGACACGCGGUGUUCGACCGGGUACCAGUCCGGAUAUUCGACGAUGGGCCAGCAGGAGGGAGGACCGAUAAACGGCAGGCCAUCGUGUACUAUCACGGUGGAGGGUUUAUAAGUGGAAACUUGGAUACCCAUCAUCCCAUAACGGCCUUGCUGGCAAGAAGACUGAAUGCUGUUGUGGUGUCUAUCGAUUACCUUUUGUCGCCCAAAUACCCUUUCCCCGCUGCGAUAGACGACUGCACAGCUGCUACAGUCUGGUUUCUGAAGCAUCUGAGCGAGUACAAUGUCGAUCCAGCCAGAGUUGCCUUAAUGGGAGACAGUGCAGGCGGGAACCUGGCCGCGGCUGUGUCACAGAGGUUCACCUUUGACCCCAAGUAUCUUGUCCUCCCCAAGAUUAAGCUGCAGAUACUUCUCUAUCCGUGCCUUCAGGCGUUCGAUUUCCAGACGCCAUCUUACCAGCAAAAUGGCGACUACAAGACACUGUUGCUAGACAGGCCGCUCAUGACAUUCAUGUGGGAUUCGUAUCUCCGUGGCAACAAGGCAAGCUACUGUGAAGCGAUGCGGACCAACAGCCACACCUCUGCGGCCGCGAAGAGGUCCCAGCUGGUACAGAAGUGCCUCUCGCACGAUCUCAUCCCGGACGAGUUCAAGCAGAAGGGCUACGAAGCACCUUCAACUGACUUCGGGGAUGAAAGUAUCUACAACGAGAUCAAAGAGGUUCUCCUGAAUCCAGACUACGCUCCUCUCAUGCGCGAAGACCUGAGAGGACUACCAGAGGCUUACAUCCUGACCGCCCAGUAUGAUAUCUUGAGGGAUGACGGCAUCAUGUACGCCAAGCGACUGGAGGAGGCCGGAGUGCCAGUCACUUGGAAGCACUAUAAGACAGGUUUCCACGCCAUGUUCACCGGCAAGCAGGACCUUCCAGUCGUCACAACACCAACGGGCAUUCAGAGCGUUUCUGAUUUGCUUCACUUUGCACGAGCAAACCUAUAAACACACAAGCUCGCCCAGCAAUAAACAGCAUUAAAACAAUUGAAGAUAGACAACGUUAUUAAGAUGGUUGAUUUAACCAAAUCUUCACAGAGCCGCACAUAAUUCACAAUAACGAUUCUGGUCUAGGUGCAAUUUAACCCUCAUCAAGGGUCGGUUCAUUGUUGUGAUCGGGCCUUUGUUGUCUAAUACCGAAAGACUUGUAGGAAAAUUGCACAUUUUGCCCAAAUACCUUUCCAAAAUUGGUUUUGACGGAUCAGCUUAUCAACUACUGGUCAAAUUCUUGAUACAGUGGAACCCCGCUAUAUACCGAACACCGCUAUACCGAAUAUUCGGCUAUACCGAACAUCAUCCUUGGCUUCCGGUUUUAAUGUA
Molecule: messenger RNA, 1596 nt
Organism: Patiria miniata (bat star)
Lineage: Eukaryota; Metazoa; Echinodermata; Asteroidea; Valvatida; Asterinidae
Product: neutral cholesterol ester hydrolase 1-like
Exons: 4
Coding region: 1-1224 (407 amino acids)
Cellular component (GO): membrane
Molecular function (GO): carboxylic ester hydrolase activity
Source: RefSeq, a predicted model, not a curated record